AUGUCACCUAUUCCUAUUAACCCUGGACCCCAAAACGACAACCAAACCCCCAAACGCACCGUCACUGAGUGGAGUCUGACUCCUAGCGACCCUAUGAAAGACGCCGGCCACGCUGAGCUCAGCCUCGUGACCAUCCUUCGUGGGUGCCAGCCUCCCGGAGCCCGCCCCCUGACCUAUGGCCCAAUCUUCUCCAAACGCGCAGGCAGCGGCGACUCCAGGGCCCUUUCUGGGCCCCGCCCCGGGCAGGUCCGGCCCCUCCCGCGACAGGUGAGCUCAGGUAGCCAGAGGUGGAGGCUGGCAGGCCCUAAGGAGAGUGGGGACAGGCGACAAGCACAGGGCUUAGCUAGGUGUGCUUGGGGCGAUGGGCCAGGCCUACGGCCGCUGAUCAUCCUGCCUUGGCAGGUGGAUGAGGAGGUGCUCGGGUGUCAGGAGGCCGUGGCCAGCCUGGCCUUCGCCCUGGCCUUCCUGCAGCGCAUGGACAUGAAGCCGCUGGUGGUCCUCGGGUUGCCUGCCCCCACGGCGCCCUCAGGCUCCCUCUCCUUCUGGGAGGCCAAGGGCCAGCUGGCGCACAGCUGCAAGGUGCUGGUGGACGCCCUUCGGCACAAUGCCGCCACCGCCGUGCCCUUCUUUGGAGGCGGGUCAGUGUUGGGCGCCGCCGAGCCAGCCCCCCAUGCCAGCUAUGGCGGCAUAGUCUCGGUGGAGACAGAUCUGCUGCGGUGGUGCCUGGAGUCCGGCAGUGUGCCCAUCCUGUGCCCCAUCGGGGAGACCGCCGCGCGCCGCUCCGUGCUCCUCGACUCGCUGGAGGUGACCGCGGCGCUGGCCAAGGCGCUGCAGCCCACCAAAAUUAUCUUCCUCAACACCGCGGGCGGCCUGCGCGACAGCAGCCGCAAGGUCCUGAGUAUCGUGAACCUGCCCGCUGACCUGGACCUGGUCACCAACGCUGAGUGGGUGAGCACCAAAGAGCGGCAGCAGAUGCGGCUCAUCGUGGACGUGCUCAGCCGCCUGCCCCACCACUCCUCCGCCGUCAUCACCGCCGCCAGCACGCUGCUCACCGAGCUCUUCAGCAACAAAGGGUCCGGGACGCUAUUCAAGAACGCAGAGCGUAUGCUGAGAGUCCAGAGCCUGGACAGCCUGGACCAGGGUCGACUGGUGAACCUGGUCAACACCAGCUUUGGCAAGAAGCUCCGUGAGGACUACCUGUCCUCCCUGCGCCCACGGCUGCACUCCAUCUAUGUCUCUGAGGGGUACAACGCAGCCGCCAUUCUGACCAUGGAACCCGUACUUGGGGGCACCCCGUACCUGGACAAGUUCGUGGUGGGCUCCAGCCGCCAGGGCCAGGGUUCGGGCCAGAUGCUGUGGGAGUGCCUGCGGCGGGACCUGCAGACUCUUUUCUGGCGCUCCAGGGUCACCAACCCCAUCAAUCCCUGGUACUUCAAGCACAGCGACGGCAGUUUCUCCAACAAGCAGUGGAUCUUCUUCUGGUUUGGCCUGGCCGACAUCCGGGAUUCCUAUGAGCUGGUCAACCAUGCCAAGGGGCUGCCGGACUCCUUCUGCAAGCCAGUUUCUGAUCCGGGCAGCUGACCCUCAGUAUGGGCCUUGCAGGCCCUGGGACAACCAGGGUGGACCAAAAGCCAUGCCUGCCAGGUUUGGCCCAACACAGGCCCCGCCGGGACCAGGCUGGUUGCCUGGGUGGUUUGCCGAAGAGCCCGCAGCUCCCACUUGGCUCUCCUGAGGUGGGGCACUGGCGUGGGAUGAGCACAGAAAGGUGAAGGCCGCCCCAGACCCCCCCUUGCUCCAGAGUCUCAAGCAGGUCUUCCAGCCCCUGCCUUGUGGCAGGGGUGGGGUUUGACAUGGAGGGCUGCCCCUGGAGCUCUUGUCCAAUAGCUUGCCCCCCCACCCCCACCUGUCUGCUAUCCGGCGGCCAGUUUUAGUUCCCUUGCGUCUUGCAACUCUGCAGGAAGCCUUGAUUAAAUGCACCCACGUGUCUGAGUCAGCUCACACUUGAAAGGCCAUUAGGUCUGAGGCUCUGGGAGCAAGACCCUGGGGGCUAGGGUGCAGUCCUAGGGGGACAGGGGAGCUAAGGAAGGUGGAGGCCCCAAGGUUGAGUGCCGCUGCCAUCUCCCUCACCUGGUGUCAGCCCCUCGAGGGGUCCCUCACCCCAUUUCACAACCCAGCUCCCUCCCCCAGCCCAGAAAACAGCAGCUCGCCUCUGACCCACCAGACCCUAGAGGAGAAAAGGUGGCUUUGGCUUAAAAGCUUAGACUUGGCCAUCCCCCAGCCCACUGGACACGGAGCCUCAGUCUCUUCAGGGGGCAGGAGUCCAAAGCCCAGCGGUUUCCUGACAUUGUUUUGAACCCCAACUAGGUGCUAGGUCCCACACUGUUUGCUGGAGUAUUUCGCGUCAGGUGGGUGGGCAAAUGGAGAGACGGGCAGUUUAGACCAUCAGAGCACACUAGCGGCUGACAGCCACAGCCCCAUAGCAGCUGUACUCUAUUCUGGGCCAGGCGUGGCCAUAUGGCAGCCUGACCUGGAGUCCAGUCACAGCUUGCUCUGUGGCUUUAGGCAAGCUGCUUGCCAUCUCUGGGCCUCGUUUCCUCUCCUGUGAAACCUCGGCUUCGCAGUCGGGACUGAACGUCCGUCCUCUUCCUCCAGUUGCCUCUGGUUUCACCAAAGAGCUGCACCUGGAGCCUAAACACCAGCUCCGGCCAGAGGGACUGGGGGUGGACUCCCAACCUCACUGUAGGAAGGUCUGAGAGAUUCUCCAGACAAGAGUCAGAGGCUGUGGGAACACCAGGACCAGGCUGGGUCCUUCAAGAAUCCAGGAGCAACCACAGCCAGCAGCCUGGUGCUCCAUGGGGAGCCCAGAGAUAGAGCCAGAUGUGAUUAUAAAAAUGUUUAUUUUUGGA
Molecule: messenger RNA, 2906 nt
Organism: Echinops telfairi (small Madagascar hedgehog)
Lineage: Eukaryota; Metazoa; Chordata; Mammalia; Afrosoricida; Tenrecidae
Gene: NAGS
Product: N-acetylglutamate synthase
Exons: 8
Coding region: 1-1581 (526 amino acids)
Biological process (GO): glutamate metabolic process; L-arginine biosynthetic process
Cellular component (GO): mitochondrial matrix
Molecular function (GO): arginine binding; L-glutamate N-acetyltransferase activity, acting on acetyl-CoA as donor
Source: RefSeq, a predicted model, not a curated record